Messenger RNA from Jaculus jaculus (lesser Egyptian jerboa), 1181 nucleotides. RefSeq names its product H-2 class II histocompatibility antigen, I-E beta chain-like. Gene Ontology annotation, biological process: immunoglobulin production involved in immunoglobulin-mediated immune response; peptide antigen assembly with MHC class II protein complex; immune response. The record is from RefSeq and is a predicted model, not a curated record. The transcript has 6 exons. Lineage: Eukaryota; Metazoa; Chordata; Mammalia; Rodentia; Dipodidae. Gene Ontology annotation, molecular function: MHC class II protein complex binding. The coding region runs from base 68 to 862 and encodes 264 amino acids. Gene Ontology annotation, cellular component: MHC class II protein complex; late endosome membrane; lysosomal membrane.
GGAGAGGAUAUAGUUCCCGCUGUUUGACACUUCUCUGUUCCUCUGGCCCGGGACUGUCCUCUCCACGAUGGUGUGGCUCUCCAGAGACCCCAGCGUGGCGGCUCUGAUGGUGACAAUGAUGGUGCUGAGCCCGCGGCUGGCUUUGGCCAGGGACUCCAGAGCGACGUUCUUCGAACAACUUAAAUGUGAGUGCCACUUCUACAACGGGACGCAGCGGGUGCGCUACGUGGAGAGAUACAUCUACAACGGGGAGGAGAACGCGCGCUUCGACAGCGACGUGGGCGAGUACCGCGCCGUGGACGAGCUGGGCCGGCCCGACGCCCCCUACUGGAACGGCCAGAAGGACAUCCUGGAGGAUGCGCGGGCCGCGGUGGACGCCUACUGCAGACACAACUACGAGGUCUUCAGGAGCUUCGCUGUGCAGAGGAGAGUGCAGCCCAGGGUGACAGUGCACCCUGCCAAGACCCAGCCCCUGCAGCACCACAACCUGCUGGUCUGCUCCGUGGACGGGUUCUACCCCGGUGCCAUUGAAGUCAGCUGGUUCCUGAACGGCCACGAGGAGACGGCCGGGGUGGUGUCCACAGGCCUGAUCCGGAACGGAGACUGGACCUUCCAGACGCUGGUGAUGCUGGAGACGGUGCCUCGGAGAGGAGAGGUUUACACCUGCCGGGUGCAGCACCCGAGCCUGCCGAGCCCCGUGUCCGUGGAGUGGAGGGCACAGUCGGGGUCUGCGCAGAGCAAGAUGCUGAGUGGAGUCGGGGGCAUCGUGCUGGGCCUGCUCUUCCUCGGGGCGGGGCUCUUCAUCCACUGCAGGAGCCCAAAAGGACAUCCUGGAGUUCCGCCCACAGGACUCCUGAGUUGAGGAGACGGUGACGACGCUGAAGGAAGGACUGUGUCCUGGACGUCCACGCCAUGGAAGCCCUUCCUGCUGGGCCGUUCUUCCACUGGGACAGCGCCUUCCCGUGCCUGGCUCCCUCCUGGCUCUGGCCUCACCGACGCUGGGCUCCCUGGCGGAUGCUCAGCCCCAACCUCAACCUGGAAGCCGCAGUGCAGGCUGCAGCCCUUUCUCUUCAAAAUGCCCAGGUCCCUUUCUGUUCAACCCUUUCUUCCUUCUCCUCUUCUGAGCUCUUCCUGUGCCCCAGUCUUUUUAUGCUUUCAUAAUAAACAAGGAAAUAAAAUCA